This is a messenger RNA of Bipolaris victoriae FI3, 1143 nucleotides long. Its product is annotated as glycoside hydrolase family 16 protein. The transcript has a single exon. Gene Ontology annotation, molecular function: hydrolase activity, hydrolyzing O-glycosyl compounds. Gene Ontology annotation, biological process: carbohydrate metabolic process. NCBI's taxonomy places the organism in Eukaryota, Fungi, Ascomycota, Dothideomycetes, Pleosporales, Pleosporaceae. The coding region runs from base 1 to 1143 and encodes 380 amino acids. The record is from RefSeq and is a predicted model, not a curated record.
AUGUCUCGUUUCCCAUCCCUUGGAGCCCUGCUCCUUCCUCUAACCGCUCUGCUCGUCUCGCCCACUCACGCCACCAGCCCCUACACCAGCAGCAUGAGCGAAACGCCAAAAGACAACAAUGCAGACUGUGACUGCUACAUGGUUUCGUCCGGGGCAGAGGCCAAGAAUCCAUCCUAUUUUCAAUACUACCGUUUCUACGACUUUCGCAACCUACCCGGCGCCCUCGACCAAUCACCACCAACGAUCAACCAGUCGCAAAACGCUGCACAACUACCAACAUGGCAGCCCGACUUGUUCAACAGCGAUGCCUGGAACUUCGACUGGGGCAUCCAAAACUGGAGCAAAGAUGCUACCUCUGAUUUCCCUGUACCACUGACCAACUCGCCCGCAAACAUCUAUCUCGGAUCCGAGCAAGACACAUCGUACCUGGCGAUGCGUACAACGCGCGCGUCGUCACACCAAACAGCAGCGGAGAUGGAGAACCAGCAAAAGAACCUGAUGCACGCUUCUCUGCGCAUGUACGGGCGCGUGCAGGGCUCCUCAGGCGCAGUCGCAGGCUUCUUCACCUUCUUCGACGACAACAACGAGUCCGACAUUGAGAUCCUAACCCAAGACCCCAAGGACAAGAUCCGCUACACCAACCAGCCAUCCGUGGACAAAGCAGGCAACGAGAUUGCCGCCGCGUCGCUGGACCCAGCCAACCUGCCCCGAUGGGACGACUGGCACACGCAUCGCAUCGACUGGCUCCCCAAGCAGAGCUACUGGUUCCUCAACGGCGACCAGGUGGCCCAGAAUACCUACUCUGUGCCUCGCAAGCCCAGCUACCUCGUCCUCAACAUGUGGAGCGACGGCGGGGAAUGGAGCGGCAACAUGAGCGUCGGCGACAGUGCAGAGUUUCACAUCCAGUGGAUCGACAUGGCCUUCAACACCAGUGGACCGUACGAGGGUGAGCAACAGCAGGACGACAAAAAGAGAAAUGUAAAGAGGAAGGAAAAGAGCUGCAAGACGGUGUGCAGGAUUGAUGGCGUCAAACAGGUUGGCACCCCAGAGGUCGCCUAUGUUGGUAGUGCAGUCGUCUCCACUGUGUCGUGGAGUCUAAUGGUCGGAGUCGUGGGUGCUGUGUCUGUUUUCAUUAGCAUGUAA